Molecule: messenger RNA, 2601 nt
Organism: Drosophila suzukii
Lineage: Eukaryota; Metazoa; Arthropoda; Insecta; Diptera; Drosophilidae
Source: RefSeq, a predicted model, not a curated record
AUGUUACGGAGACCGUGAUACAAAUUUGCCAUGGAAGACGGCGAUGCAACCUGGCGGCAGACGCGAACACAUUUUGAAGCCCUUGCCAACCCAACUCUCGAAUGUACUUAAAGGUUGUUUAUACAUGCGUGCCAAAACAAGUUCUUAAAGAUAGCAAGGAGUCGGAAGUAGAGCCUGACAAAGCUGAGGACUUAGACGGCGAUAUGAAUGAUCUCUACGACGAUGAGCUGAUCUACAAGGAGUCAGAAGCUAUUCCCAAGCUAUACAGCAAUACAACAACGGCAAGACGCGGUAAUGGCACCAGCUCAGCCGGGUCGGGGUCCAGUGCUAACGUGUCGAGCAACCAGACCAUAAUGAACAGAUCCCAGGUUAUAGAUGGCGAUAAAAGUGGCGUGAAUCCUGUGAUGACACACAGUGCUGACCAGAGUCUGGAAGAGGACCAGGAACGUUUAUAUUUGUAUCUUAUUGUCUUGGGCUCACUGGGAGUGCUUUUCUCUAUAAUCAUUUUCGCAACUAAGCUAGUGCUUCAAAAGCGCGAUCUUACUACUGAUGCGCACUUAAGCUCCUUGGCCAAAGGAAGGGAUAGAGCAAUUGAGGAGACAAUUAUCCAGAGCGGUUUAAACGAUACAAUCUCAGAAAUAGACGCCGACAUUGACAUUAAAACUCCACUGCCCUUACCCAGUGUGUUUAAAAAUGAGAACUACCUGACGUACGCUCCAGCUAGUAGCCUUUACGCUGGUUUGUCCCCCAACCAGUUACCUCCGGUGAGUUGCCCAGGACCUGGCGCCGAGCUUAUGCCAAAUUCAGUUUUAAUGGCGGGUCGUCAGUCACCUGACCUCAUCGGUGUAGCGCAGGGACCUUUUGUCACCACGAGUGUUGGCAGUGCAGGCGGUCAGGGUCCAGUAGCGGGCAUUCUGACCUCAGCUAUUGUGAUUGGAACUAGCGCCCCCAGUAACAGUCCAAUAAGUCCAAUGGUACCCAUUACCUCGCUGGACCCGUAUACGAGUGCGCCUUCAAUCAGUGGUGGGUAUAUCAUUAACCCCGACAGCAUAAGUGUGCAUCAACGGCAGAAGAGCACCCCAACACCGGCGUCCUUGUUGACUAGAAGCUCGCCAGCGCACCAACCGCAACCGCCGCUAGUGAAUGUCAGUUCACAAAAUAAUGUGUCCAUACCUGGUCAGGGCACAUCGACAUUGCGACGGGCAAAGCCAAGUAUUUUGCAGCCGCAUCUUUCAUAUGACGGCACCGCCCCACGCACUCUCUCAACCGGCGUGGCCGUUGGCUCACAGUUCUACUACGGAUGACAAAGUACAUUGGACUGCGAUCCCCAUGUGUACACCACAGCUUUGGGUGUGGAAAUACGCGUGGCUCCCUCAAUUGUGGCAGAUCGUUCAAGCGCAAUUGAAAACUUUGCCGCAUCUUAGCCAUUGACUUCGGCAAUGCCAAACUCCUCAAGAUUAUUGGAAAAUUUCAAAUGAGGCGUAAGGGACAAUUCGAAGAAAAUUUCUGCUGGCGUUUUCAGCUAUAAGCUAAUCCUAGAUCCAAAGUGAAGAUGGCUGUUAUCUAAUUACUGCCCCUAGAUUGGUACAGAUGCAGUUUUAAACAUGGAAAAACACCGGAAAAUGAAGAAAGCUAAUAAGUUAAUUCAAUUUCCACAUUCUCUAAAAAACUUUUAAGACAAUGUCGAUGGCUCUAAAAACGGAAUAUAUUUUGACAAAAUGUUCAGGUUGUUUUCGAAAAGUAUUACUUAUACUCGCGAUAGAAAGAAUCAAUUAACCGGAAAAGGUUUGCACUGAUUAAGCAAAAGCGAUUUGUGGGCACGUAGUCACAAUUGCUCAGUCCAAUUUAUACAAGGCACUACUGGCCUCAUCCCGAGCACGGCUUGGCAAAAAGCAAAUGCAUUGUGCACACGAUCCAAAUUUUGGGGCACUUAACAAAAUUCAUAACAAAGCGUGUUGUUAAAUUAAGAUUUUCUAUGAUCUUUGAUUUUAUAUCAUUUUCACAUAAAUCUAUAAAAUUUGUUAUUUAGCUAUGCUUGGUCGGAGGUUUUCUUCAAACUGUCAAGUGCCUUCCUAAUUAGUACUUAAGAGUGUAGUUUUCGUUUACUUAAAAUUGAAAGUCAUCGGAGGGGACGGUGUAGAAGUUAGAUAAAAGAAGGCAACCCAAUAGAUAUAAAAUUAGUGUAUUAAAAAUUGUAAAUAAGUAGCUUUGUGGAUAUAAUAUUCGAUUGUUGGAAUUUUGAUAAAAUAACUUCCUGGCAUUAGAAAGGGUAAGGUGCAGAGUAGGGAAAGAUGACGAACUGGCCAAAUCUCACAUGUGACGUUACGUAAAUAUUACAUACAAUUGUAGUCGAUUUCUCGUAUCGUUCUGACUAUGUAAUUACACUAAUAUUAUUAAGUUCGUGAGAUGUUUUUAACCAUAGAGGAUGAGCAAAAAUUAAAAAACCAAUUUAUAAGUGUUUCAGCAUUGCCAGAGUAAAGAGAUUUGGAAAACCAAGUGAAACAAAUACACUGGUCGGCAUUUUUUUUAUUUUGACGAAACAAAAGUUAAAUACAUACAAACAUACAAAAAUUUGUAUACUUCUAUUUUUUAUGAUUUUUA